Messenger RNA from Chilo suppressalis (striped riceborer), 6781 nucleotides. NCBI's taxonomy places the organism in Eukaryota, Metazoa, Arthropoda, Insecta, Lepidoptera, Crambidae. The record is from the annotation of a GenBank genome assembly.
UAUGGCCGUGCUGUAUAGGUGCUCGGGUCUAGUGUGGUGUCAGGCCCUAGCUGAGACUCGGACUGGCUGCGGCCGGCGGGCGGUUGUCCUCAAGUUGGUAGCCACGGCCGGUUCCGAAUCUCUAGUACGGCACGGGCCAAGCGUGGUAUCGGACGCGCGUUGAACGGCGCGCGCAGUGACGCGACAACACAACAUUUCGUGGACAAGUGUCAGACUGUGUUUUGUUUAUUCAGACAGUGGGUGCAAGGGUGGUUUUGGCGGGAGGCUGGAAAGUGACAGCGCUGGGAGGCGCCGAAGGACCGCCCUCUUUUACAUAAUAGCUGAUAACACUGCUGCCUUUCGUAAUUGUUGCGUGAUAACAGUACAUCGAAUAGCACAGUGCUUCCCAAAGGAUGAAGAGUAAGCUGCGAUGCUGGAAACAGUUUUUCGGGUCGGAUACAUUCAAAUCAACAGGAUGACGUUUGCUAUAGUGCUGGUGUUGGUUUGCGUGGCGGCGGCGGUGCGCGGCGGCGAGCCGGUGUUCGACCCGAGCACCCUGAUGCGGCUAGUGCUGGUGCCAGCCGACGCUGCCGUCGGUUCAGUCAUCUACCGCGUGCGCGCCUCCGAUCCAGACUUUGACUACCCGCUGCACUUUGAGCUGAUUGGUCAAAUGGGUCGACUGGACAUCGGCAUUGUAACGUUACCAUGCACUCGCUACAACUCCGUGUGCCAAGCUAACGUGGUCCUGUUGAGGAGACUGGAGCCGGGACGUUAUGUGGACUUCAGGCUCUCCGUGCGCAACACCAGGGGACGUAGCUCGCGUAUAGCCUGUUCCAUAACUGGCACCAACGCAACCACGCCCAGGGACACCAUUUUCCCGCAUCAGCCUAGCAUCAUCUUAGUACCUGAGGAUGCCAAGCGGGGAACGGACCUUGAAAUCGUUAUCGCCAGAAAGAACCCUUUGUCACCGAAACCUCUGGAACUGGAAUUAUGGGGGUCGCAGCUUUUCGCUAUUAGACAGAGAAGGGUGUCUACUGAGAACACAGAAGGCACGAUUUUCUUAGUCGGACCAUUGGACUUCGAGGCGCAAUCUAUGUACCACCUGACACUCCUCGCUGUGGAUCCAUACGUAGAACUGGGGAAGGAUACACGCAACAUCGCCGCUUUAGAAGUGGUUGUGGUAGUGCAAGAUGUGCAGGAUAUGCCGCCUGUGUUCACCACUGCGCCACCCAUCACUCAUCUGCCGCGUCAGGUGACACCAGGAGACAUGGUGGUUAAAGUCCGCGCAGAGGACGGAGACAAAGGGGCACCCAGAGUCAUCAGAUAUGGACUUGUCUCCGAAGGGAAUCCUUUCACUCCGUUCUUCAACGUCAAUGAGACUACCGGUGAAGUAACCUUAGAGAGGCCAAUAGAGGAAAUCGCAGCGAUUUCUCAUGCUGGUGCGCCCAUACUGUUGACGGUCGUAGCAGAGGAAGUCCGUCUGUCCAGGGAGGAGCCAGAAGCCAUGUCGUCCACGGUGCAGCUCGCUUUCAUACUGCCGGAAAGAGAAAACUCCCCACCAUAUUUUGAAAAUCAAUUCUACAUCACCUACUUGGAUGAGAAUGCUCCUCAAGGUACUGCGCUCACGUUCAACGAUCCGUACAUCCCUCAAGUAAAUGACAACGAUGCAGGCAAGAACGGCGUUUUCUCUCUCACUUUGAUGGGAAACAAUGGAACCUUCGAAAUAUCACCAACAGUAGCCGAGAGGCAUACGCAGUUCAUCAUCAAAGUUAGAGACAAUACCAUGCUGGACUUUGAAGCUCGCAAGUCCGUUAUAUUCCAGAUUAUGGCUCAAGAGCUUGGUCCAGCAACGAACUUGUCAGCAACCGCUAAUGUCACUGUUUACUUGAACGACGUUAACGACAAUCCUCCAGUAUUUUUGGCUCAGUCUUACGAAGUUGAAUUGCCAGAAAAUGUAACGGCUGGUACAAGAGUUGAGCAAGUACAAGCUGAUGAUGUAGAUACAGGCGCUUUUGGGAAGAUCCAAUACACUGCCAUAUUAGGAUACCUAAAUACUUCUCUAUACUUAGAUCCUUUAACAGGGGUCAUAAGCGUAGCUACAAAUAACCACGGCUUCGACCGUGAGGCGAUGCCAGACUUGCAUUUUUUAGUAGAGGCUAGAGAUAACGAUGGAGUAGGUUUAAGAGUAACAGUGCCAUUAAUUAUUAAGUUAUUAGAUGUAAAUGACAACCCACCAGAAUUUGAAAGAUCGUUAUACGAGUUUGUGCUUUCGCCAAGCUUGAACAAUUUUACUUCAACGGCGUUUGUAAAGGCAGUUGAUAAAGACGCAGAGCCACCAAAUAACAUUGUAAGAUAUGAAAUAAUACAAGGAAACAAUGAUGAAAAGUUUGCUAUAAAUACAGAAACAGGUGAACUGUAUCUUCUUCAAGCGCUUAAGCGGACGAAGAAACAAAAUGUCCCUAGACAAAAACGUCAGCUAGAUUCGCAACAAGAAAGCGAAGUCUUCAGUUUGACCGUUCGAGCUUAUGACUUGGGUGUACCUAGUUUAUCUUCCACCACCAAUGUGAAGAUUUAUCCACCCGAAAGUAAAACACGGACAAUGUCAUUUAUUGUGCCUGGUGCUAAUCCCGAUAGGCAGAAACUUGAGGAGGUUCUCAGUACUCUUUCUGGAGGAAAGGUCACUAUAAUCGAAAUUAAACCUUAUAAGGGCGAUAACGGUGCUACUGAUUUGAUCGGACAAGAAUUUAGUCAAGAAAAGAGUGAAGUAAUAGCCAUUGUCAGAAUGUCAGGAAACUCCGCUAUUAAUGUAGCUAAACUUCAAGAACAGUUAGCCAAGAAUAUGACGAUAUAUAACACUGGAAGCGGCAUUGCCAAUAAUGGAAAUACUGGUGGAAAUACAAACAAUGGAAAUAAUGGUGCCAAUAAUGGCAAUUUGGGUACAAAUACUUGGAACACUGGUGCAAACCCUGGAACUCCGGUAAUAAAUCCUGGAAACGUAGGCACAAAUACUGGAAAUACUGGUCUUAAUAACGGAAAUAUUGGUAGUAACACUGGCAAUCCCGGUACUAAUGUAAAUACUUACCCGGGAACACACAAUGUUAACGCAAGUCCAGGGAAUAAUGGAGGAACAGGUCAGGUUGAUCAUGCAGCGACAGCUGAUAAUGGCGAUUCUAACCUUUACCGAGCCGAGAGUCGCCUGUUAUUCUGGUUGUUGAUAUUGUUAGCGAUAUUAGUAGCAAUCGUAUUGCUACUUCUAAUUUGCUGUUGCAUAUGUGAGGGUUGCCCAUUAUAUAUGCCACCAAGGAAAAGAGUGAUCCGUGUCAACUCCACAGAAGACGACGUGCGUUUAGUGGUACACGACAAGGGAGUUGGCAGGGAAAACAAAUCGACGCAAAAUUUAGAAAAUAAGUCUGUACAAGCUACCGAGUGGCGUAGAAGAGAGGCGUGGAGCGCUGAACAAGCAGACUUGAGGACAAAACCGACUCAGUGGAAAUUCAAUAAAAGAAAUUACAGAUCAAAAGAACUUUCUAAACCCGCUUCAAUACCCGGUGACAUACAUCAGGAAUUCGUACAUGCAGCCGAAGAUAACGACUAUAAAUACAAUGAUGCAAGGCAAUCUUUUCGUGCAAGAGAUGGUCCAAACAUAAUUUAUACAAAAGAAAUGCAAAUUCAAAAAUCCUUCGCAAACAAACAUAAAGAAUACAUAGAAGAUCUGGAAAACGGUUAUGAUCGGAUUGCUACUUUGCAUUAUCAUAAAAGAGAUCAAGAUAGUGAUUCUAUGCAAAGACACGAAUUAGACCGUGGUUCAGAAGUCGGAGUCUUUCUCAAGUCUGAAGAUAAAAACAUCAAUGAUAAAAUAGAAAAUAACAAAAAAGAACAGAAAGACAAGCAAAGAGCUCCAUCUUCCCUUGAAAGAGACCAAUAUUUCAUAAAAGAAGGAAACACGGAAAUUUUAAGACUGGUUACUAGAGGGAAAGGUGAAGAAGAAAGAUACGUGAAUCUUCCUAUACAUCAACAAAGACCAGUAACGCUUAUUCCACACACUCAGUAUGUCGUAGUUGAUAGUGGGAAAGAUUUGCUUAUGGAAAGAUUUAUUAGAGAGCAAGGUGAAGAAGCUAAAAAUAUUCGUGAGAAAAUGGGUAAAUCUACUGAUAUGGAUAGUGUGUCAAAUGGAAAGGAAGGUAAAAAUUUUGGUCAAAGAUCUCGUCGUGGUAGCGAAACACACAAUCAAUUCCAUGAUUACUUAAACAUUCCUCCAGAGGUACCUGGUGUGGUUCCAUUAAAAACUGAUUAUUUACAGUCGGCUUUAUUAGAAAUGCAAAACAAAUCUACUAUACAUCAAGAACUAUUAGAAUCAUCUUUGAGAAAACAAAAUGAACUGUUACAUCAAAUUUUGAUAGAACGUGAAAGAAUGCUUCAAAACCAAGAAACUGCCUCACAAGUUGAAAGUAAACUAGAAACGCAAAGUCUCCCUGGACAGUCGGUAAUGGCUACCCAAACAGAAUGUCAUAUAGGAACACAAACAGAGCCAAUUGUACUCAAACCAACUCGCAGAAAAGCAAGAAGUGAUAAUGACUCAUAUAGUGAAGAUGAAUCUCAAAUAUUAGAAGAUGAAAAUAAAAAAGUCGCAUGGGUGAAGAAGAAAAAACCGAAAAAGAAAAUAAAAUAUAAAGAUCCAAGGCGAAGUAUCAGAAUCUAUGAUUUGAAACGCAAAAUAAAAACACCGAUUAUUGAAGAAAGUGAAGUUUCUCCUUCUUUAGAUAGUGAAAAACACGUAAAAAUAAGUAAAACUAAUGAAAGAGAGGAGCACGUAAAAAAUUAUGGAGAUAUCACAAAAAGCAUAGUAACAACUUCAAAAAAUGAAACUGUGUGCUCAACGCAAAUCAAAUCAUCUGAUGCAGAGAGAAAAUCAAAAUUAAAAAAGGAAAUAUUAAUGGAAAUAUCUGAUUCUCUCGAGGAAAAGAUAGAAUCAGAUUCACGAGACAGAAAACGCAUACAACGACAAAAUCAUAUUGAAGAGCAAUUGGCCUUAGAACAUAAAAGUAGUGAAGAGAUCAAAAGCAGAAGUAGUUCUGCGUCACUCAAAGAUAAUCGAAAUUUGGUAUUUUCUAGGCAAGGGUCUUCAACUGAAGCCCGUGAACUAGCUGACCAAAUAUCUAAUAUAAAAACUACCGAUUUAGAUUAUAUAGCUCCCAUGGGAGAAAGUAUAAGUCAAACCGAUUCAAGUGCUAAAAAAACAGACGCUAACACUGAAUCAACAAAAUCACCAGAAAAUUCUAAAACGGUACAGAAAAGCCUACCUAGAUAUAUGCAAUGGUAUGGUAAAAAAGGAACUAAUUCUAAACAAUUAGGAGCCGAUAAAGUAACUCCUCAAAAGUCAACUGUCACCGAUAAAAUACCCCCAUCAAAACCAAAACGACCAUCAAAAACAAAAAACGAACAGGAUAAAGACAUUAAAGAAGACAAAACGGGUCGGUAUGGCAAAAUCAUAAGUAGAGAUCAAAAUGAUAAUUCUGAAGCAAAAAAAAACGCCAAACUAAAAGAAAAUGAAUUCAUACAUCCGCGGUUAUUAAAAGAAGAAAAAGUGACGCCUGUGCCUGAAGGUCCUUAUCCUGAUGUUCAUCCUUUACUCCAACACUCUGAGCAUAGAUAUGAACGUCAAUACGAAAAUCAAAAUCCUCUUUGUCACAUACAGCCAACUCACAUACCGAAAUAUUUAGGAGGACAGCCAAAUAUUCCUGUUUUACCUAAGAGAACAUCUGUUGAACAACAGCCGAUAUAUGUUAAUCAAGAUGACGUUAAGAAAAAAGAUACAAAGCAGAUCUCUGAAAGUGCACUAACACAUAGUAUAUCGAUUUCAACAAGUUAUGACGAAGACCGCAAAAAUACACCAGAAGUACACGUUUCUAAAAUUAACAUCGGAGGAGAUGUAUCUGAAAUCAAUAGAAGUGUGACUACCAACAUAGACGACAAUGAUUCUGGAAUAGCAAUGAAUACGCUUGUACAAACUGGGAAUAUCAAGAGGCUACCCAUAACUGAGAAGAAAAGCAUCUUUACUAUUGCUUAUGAUGAAGUUCAAACUAAACAGCUAAGACCAGAUAGUAGCUCUACGUCUUAUUAAUUUUAGAUACGAUUUAUAUUUAAAAACAAUGUGUGCCUUACAAAUUGUUGCAUGCUUUGUUAAUUUGAUUCCGUCCAUUUUUAAGAACGAUGUAAAUAAAUAGAAUUUAGUACUUUUUAUGAAUAGUGUAAAAAUCAACUGCCUUUAUUUGAUGACUGGUAUUAAUAAUUUAGAAAUAUUUUUUGUAAAUAUAUCACUUGUUUAAAUAAAUGAUUAAGGCAAAUGAUAAUUAUUUAAAUUAAUUUUAGCUUUAAAUAAAAUCUAUUGUAAAUAACUUUUAUUGAUCCCACUUUAAACAAUACUGAUGCAGUAUGUCAUUCUAUAUUUGUUAUAAAAUAUAAAGUUAUAAUUAUAUACAUAUUGUGUAUUUAUUUUUAUCUUUGUUCGGAUGAUGAGCUCUGGAUUGGAGAGGAUUUAUUUCAAGUAAAAAAACAUUAAUUAUUAUGAUACAAAAAUCGAAAACUCACGCUGAAUAUAAUUACUCUCUAAUAGCAGUUAGAUAGCAUUUGAAAAGUAAUCCAUUUAUCUAUAAAUUGAGUGAUUAGAAAAUCGUGAGCGACUACCAAUGACCGUUCCGAAUUUAGAACAGGAAAUACCCAACCUAAUUUCAGUCAGUUAUCAAUUCCCUAAAACCUUUAAUAAAAAUGAGCAGCAUAUUAUCCCACCACACCUAUGCCCUGC